Messenger RNA from Scutellospora calospora, 600 nucleotides. The record is from the annotation of a GenBank genome assembly. NCBI's taxonomy places the organism in Eukaryota, Fungi, Glomeromycota, Glomeromycetes, Diversisporales, Gigasporaceae.
AUGGACACGGACGUUAUCACACAGUUCAUCAACAAACCGGAGCAUCGGGACAUUCUUGCUAUUAUUAAAGGAUUCCGUAAUGGAGCGGUCUAUGGUGCGAAGGUUAGACUUCCUCAUGCUUUGGUUAUGACUUUUUUAUUUCGUCCGGGAAGCUUGAAGGACAAACUGACAUUUAUCUUUGAUGCAACAAAACAACAUUCUAAAAAUCUUGCAUUUUUUGUCACAAUAUAUAAAACUUUGAUGUAUUUACAAAAAAAAAUUAAUGGCGGAAAGGAACAGAAUGGUCAUUCAUUUAUAGCUGGGUUAAUUGGUGGGUAUAUUAUUUUUGGUGAGAAUAAUAAUAUUAAUCAGCAGAUUGUACUUUACGUCUUUGCAAGAAUCAUGAUUGGAUUGGCUAAAUUACCGGUUAAGCGCAAUACUAUUAGUGAACCAAAACAUACUUUCUCAAUAUUUGCAGCUGUAGUGUGGGGUGUUGUUAUGUGGCUCUUUCGUCAUGAUCGUGAAGUGUUACAACCAUCCCUACAAGCAUCAAUGCAGUAUUUAUAUUUAGAUUCCGACCAUUGGUCUACACUCAGGAAUUUUUUAUGGCAUAAUAAAUAG